AUGAUCCGGCCCUUCCGGAACGUCACUGCUGCGGGUAUAAAAGGCCGGAGUGGGAGGCAGCGAGCGGGACUGCAGAGGGCGAGAGGCGGCAAGUGCGAUCGUCCCUGUGUGCGGCGCGCCCGGUCCUGGGACGGGGCAGUCAGGAGUCCGGCCGUCCGUCGCCACUGGUCGCAGCCCGCACCGUAUCUGGGAAGUUUGCGGAGUUGGUGGAGAGUUUGCGGGAUUGGUGGAAAGUUUGCGGAGUUGUCGGAAAGUUUGCGGAGUUGUCGGAAAGUUUGCGGAGUUGUCGGAAAGUUUGCGGAGUUGGCGGAAAGUUUGCGGAGUUGGCGGAAAGUUCGCGGAGUUGGCGGAAAGUUGGCAGAAAGUUGGCGGAGAGGUUGCGGAGUUGUGGGGAGUUUGAGCGCUCCCGGGACGAGGCGACCAUGUGUGUGCGGAGGCUGCUGCUGCUGCUGACCGCGCUGGACCUGGUGGCGCUCAGCCGGCCGCUCUCCACUUGCUCCACAGUGGACACCGAGCACAUGAAGAAGAAGCGUGUGGAGGCGAUCCGCGGGCAGAUCCUCAGCAAGCUGCGUUUCACCAGCCCGCCGCAGGAGCCGGGCCCCGCCGAGGUGCCGCCGCAGGUCCUGGCCAUGUACAACAGCACCCGGGAGCUGCUGCAGGAGCUGGGCCGGGAGCGGGAGCAGAGCUGCCUCACCCACAACACCGAUUUUGAGUACUAUGCCAAGGAGGUGUACAAGUUUGACAUGAUUCCGGGCCCGGCCGUGGACAAUGAUGUCAGUUCGUGUCGUGGAAUUACAUCCAAAGUUUUCCGGUUCAAUGUGUCCUCCAUGGAGAAAAAUGUUUCAAGUCUAUUCCGAGCAGAAUUCCGGGCUCUGCGUGUGCCAAACAUAAGUGCCAAACGGAAUGAGCAGCGGAUUGAAGUCUAUCAGAUCCUGAAGCCGGACGAUCACAUCGCCAAGCAGCGGUACAUCGCAGGCAAGGUUGUCCUCACCAAAGGCUUCAGUGAGUGGGUGUCGUUUGAUGUCACCGAGAGUGUGAAGGAGUGGCUCAUCAACAGGGACACGAACCUUGGCCUGGAGAUCAGCGUACAUUGUCCAUGCCACACCUUCCACGCCAAUGGCGUCAUCUCCAAAGAAGGUGAAGUUCUGGAUGUGAAGUUUAAGGGGAUCGACGACUACGAAUACGCAGAGCGGGGAGACCAGGGCAGGCUGCAGAAACGCAAGGAGCAGAAACUGCUGCACGGAGGCCCCUCCAACCCUCACCUCAUCCUCAUGGUCCUCCCCUCACACCGGCUCGAGGGUCAACAGCAGCGGCAGCGGAGGAAGCGGGCUCUGGACACAACCUACUGCUUCAGGCACUACGAGGAUAACUGCUGUGUGCGUCCCCUGUAUAUCGACUUCCGACAGGACCUGGGCUGGAAGUGGAUCCAUGAGCCCAAGGGCUACUACGCGAACUUCUGCGCUGGUCCUUGCCCCUACCUGCGCAGCACCGACACGCAGCACAGCACGGUGCUGGGACUGUACAACACACUGAACCCUGAGGCCUCAGCGUCCCCAUGCUGCGCUCCACAGGACCUGGAGCCCCUCACCAUCCUGUACUACGUGGGCCGCACUCCCAAGGUGGAGCAACUCUCCAACAUGAUCGUCAAGUCCUGUAAAUGCAGCUGAAUUGCCUCCCAUUGCGUGUGUACACGUGUGAGCUCCGUGUUUGUGUGCACACGUGUGACGUCUGUGUGUACACAUGAGGUCCUUGUUUGCGUGUACAUAUGAGGUCUGUGUUCUUGUAUACACGUGUGAGGUCUGUAUUUGUAUACCAGUGAGGUUCGUGUUUGUGUCUGAGGAAUGCGUGUAUUCUGAGAAUUCUGAGGAAUACAGAAUUACGUCUGUUACCUGUGUAUGUGUGUGAUACCCGAGCGUGUACGUGAAUGGUAUCUGUAUAGGAAGUACACGUGUGCAUGUAUGUAUGAUACACCUGUGUAUGGUUGCAAGGAUAAUUGUGCAUCCAUGUAGGAGGUACGUUUCUGUGUAGAUGAUAUGUGUGGGUUGGAGUACAUAUGUCUGUGUAGAAGGUAUUUGUAGAUACAUGUUGGAGUGUACAUGUCUGUGUAGGAGGUAUGUUUGGGUGCACGUUGGAGUAGAUGUUUGUAUAGUAGGUAUGUGUGGCCACGUGUUGUAGUGCACGUGUUGGAGGUAUGUUUGGGUAUGUGUCGGAGGCACGCGUGUCCAUGUAUGUGUGUGAGGGGCAGGCUUCGAGACCCAAGCAGCAGACAACAGGAGGCUGAGUGAAGGAACUGGUGAGGCUGGUCAUUGCUGCUUCACGCAGGAAGCCAGCGAGACAGGAGUUACAAAGGUUCACAAAGGACAAAACACUUGUGGAAAAAAAUCCAGACUCUGAACCAAAAGAAUCCAAGAAGUUGUGAGAUGGGGAGUGUGGCCAGCAGACCUGACCACUGCCCCGGGACGUGUGUGCAGUGUUGGGGACAGGACACGGACCGAAUAUCUCCACGCUGCACCAGUGAGAGACAGAGCACUGACACCAGGAAUGAUGCUGAUGGGCUUCAGAGCCUCAGAUAACCCUGUGUACCAGAGGGGAGUCAGACAACAGGCACAGCCCAGGGAUUCCAAGGACUCCCAUCGGGGCAGCUCCAACAUCAAGGACCCAACAUAGGUGCCAACGGGUGCAGGGAGCAUCCAGUUGGAGAGCGUCCGGUCAGGGAGCGUCUGGUCGGAGAGCGUCCGGUGACACACGACACACCUUACACAUGGGACAAGCUUGACGUCAUUAACCAAGGUCGGACGGUGGCUGCUGAGUCAGGAGGGGCGGCCUGCUGUGAGGGUCCCUCGCGAACCGGCUCGCAUGGCAGCGUGCGCUUCACCAACGGCGACGUCUGCAGUUCCCACGGCGCACACAGCGGGCAGGAUGCAGGGAGAUACAGACCCAGAGAGACUCCCGUCACCCCCACCCAGAGACCCCCAACAUUAUCACCCAGAGACCCCUGUAACCGCCACCUAGAGACCCCCGUUAUCCACAACCAGAGAAACCCCCGUCACUCCCACCCAGAGAAACCUGACACCCUCACCCUGUGAAACACCCAACCAGAGACCCCCAUCACCCGGACCCAGAGAGAUCCCCGACACCUCCACCCAGGGAGACCCUGUCACCUCCACCCAGGGAGACCCCUAUCAUCCCCACCCAGACCCCUGUCACCUCCACCCAGAGACCCUCUGUGAUGAUCUCCAGGGGUCGGUGAGUGACAGUCACUGUCGGUCGGUCCCUCAGUGAUGGUCACCAUCAGUCAGUGUCAGUCGGUCCCUCAGUGAUGGUCACCGUUGGUCAGUGACGGUCACUGUUGGGCGGUCCCUCAGUGACAGUCACCAUCAGUCAGUGUCAGUUGGUCCCUCAGUGACAGUCAGCAUCGGUCAGUGAAGGUCACCGUUGGUCGGUCCCUCAGUGAUGGUCACUGUCAGUCAGUGUCAGUUGGUCCCUCAGUGACGGUCACCGUUGGUCGGUCCCUCAGUGACGGUCACCAUCGGUCAGUCCCUCAGUGAGUCACCAUUGGUCAGUGUGGACAUGCACGUGUGUGCUGCCUGUUGCUGGAGUUGUCUGGGUGGAAUCUGCUCACAUCAGCCUCAGCCUGGGACGCUGUGUGACCUGCAGUCGUGGUGCCCACACACACGGCUGCUGCUUCUCUCAGAGUUACAUUGAUGUUUGCACUGCAGUAUGUUUUCAUUAUAUUUAAUUUAUAAUUCCCUUUUUUUUUAAUUUAUUGACCGAUUGAGAUGUCGCUGCAUAUCCUGAGCCCCCUCCCCUCUGCUCCCUGGUCUCUGCUUUCCUCUCAGAUCCCUCUUCCACCCCCAAUCUCUGCUUCCUACCUCAGGCGACUGGUCACAUCAUCCUUGGAGCUACCGUCACCGUGGUUGUCGACGCCGCGGCAGCAGCAAGAACUCUUCUCUCCGUUCUCUGCUGUGCAGACAGUGUGGCUCUGGUGUUGUACCAGGACCUGUGCAGGCUGUCAGACAGCACAGGGCCACCAGACUUGCCAGCAAUCACUUUGUGGUUCUCACAGAGAAAGUGAACUGAACGUGGGCCAAUCUCCUGGCAAGGAUGCGCUAUUUGAGUGGGGAGGCUUUGAGGGAAAUCCAGCCUUGCUUUUCCCUUGGAACACCACCGCAGGCUCUGAUCGGGGGUUUGUGUCUCCCAGAAGGCAUGGCUGGGUGGGUCGUGUCGCGGUGUCUGCGAUACCCAUUGUUGGAAUAGGAGGAUUCUGUAGUUUGCUAGCCUGGUGCACCCAUCACAUAGACAAGUCCUGAUGGCGGGACUGCUAGUGCGGCUCCUGAUCUGUGUAGAAACCUUCCGGACAGGAGGUGAGGGAUGACGAGUUGCAGCAGAUGUUCCGGUUAUGAUGGAGCAUUGCUUCCCUCAGGUAAGGCAGAAGUUGCUGUGCCUCUGGCACCUUCCAUCCCCAAAGCCUGCUCGUUAGGAGCACAUUCAAUGAGUUCUCGCUACUGGCAGGCAGGAAGUGAGGCAGCUGAUUAGUGCCCAGAAGGUCUCAGAACCAGAAAUGGGACGAGUGUCCAGCGAGCUGUCAUUCUGUGAGGCUGCUGAGGAACAAUUUCCAGUCAGGACAUCAAGCACAACAUCCCUCCAUGCGCAGUUAGUGUGGGUGUAACGUACCAAGGGACAGGUGAGGGCUUGGUUAUCUGACUGAUGGCCUCCCCAGUAGUCCACUUAGAUAAGGAGAACAUCAGCUGAGGUUUCACAGACCAUGAAAGAAACCAUCUGAGGGAUAGCUUUGAAAGUUAGUAACCUGAGUGAAAGACUCAACAAAUAUCUGUUCCUAUAACAGAAGCUCGGUUAGGGUAAGACUGCGGAGGUCACUGCUGCCUGAUGUUGUCCAUACGAGGACAUUGUGUUUCAUAUGAAGGAAGGCAACUUUAUUAAUGCCAUUUCACACCAUUAGAACAUGACCAUGUGUCUCACAUCAACCAGUUGGUUUGAAAUGUAACCACCGCUGUUCUCUGAACCAUUGGAUGUUUUGUUUGAGGGGAAGAAGUAUCCUGAGCUGGAGACAGCGCCACAUCAAUGUCUUGACCUAAAAUUCAUCACCCCAAAUGCAGCUGUAUCGUCUGGGUUGGCUCUUGGGAUGGGCUCAGAUCCUGGUGUGGGACAUGAGGGCUCCCUACUGAGCCAAAAGGAGAGAAAUUCAUUCAGUGGUAGAAGAUAUCAGGAGGGGUGAGAUUGGGGAAUUUCACUGGCAAUUGACAGCCUGUAAAUUCCUAGUUCACAGAUCCUGUGAAGCCAGCCUUUCCCACACAAGGAGUGUUCACUGAUUUAUCCAGUCACUGGUGAUGGAUAUGGCUGGCGCCUUUGGGCCUGCUGUCCUCCUGGUGGAGGAGCUCCUACUGUGCUGUGGGAAGCGAGCUUCAGUGAUGGUGGAAUGGCUCCUUAUUUCCAAGUUAGGACAGUGUGAGCCACGAAGGGAGUCCACCUGCCUGCUGGUGUUCCUCCUCUCGUUGGCGGAGUUUGGAAGGUGCUGUUGCAAAGCUCUCGCCUCCUUUGUAGAGGCAGUCAGUGUGGCCACAGUGUGCUGGUGGUCGGCGGCGAGGCGGCUGCCUUCAAGCCCUGAAGCCUCUUGCACCUUGGGUUGCUUCAGCAGGUGGCAGGAGAAUGAGCAGUGGGGUCUGAUGGUGGUGCAUGGGGUGGGCAUUUAGUGACGGUGCAUUUCUGUGAAUGAUCAUCUGUGUUCAGUAAAUGUACAGGGUUCGCUCGGGCUGACCACCGGUAGACCACCUCCGCGCUGUCCCCAUGGGUGACAGCUACGGGAUGUCCCGCACGGACCCCGGACCAGCUCCGGACUGUCACUUGGGGAGAACAGCUCCGGGCAAAGUUGUAUGACCCACCUGCUAAUUUAUUUUUUAGUACAUUUUUCCAUUAAUGAAUAAACAUUUUUUUAAAGAAAAGAGAAUAAGUUUGUUGUAGGCAAUUUAGUUGAGAUUAAAGUGCAGCUUGGAUGAAUUUUCACCCUUCGUUCUUUGGCUCCAUUGUUUGGGGAGAGAUGCCACCGUCUACACCGAGAUGCUGCUCGAGGCUAGUGGCCCAGGAGGAGGGAAAGGUGCCCGAAUGGAGUCAGCUGUGGAGUAAUUUACCACACACACACCUUGGAACGGGCCACAAACACAACCUGAGUGGGAAAUGAGCAGACAUGAAAAACAAAAACUGCACCUCCUCCCUCCCUCAGUACUGCUCCAGAACUGUCAGCUGAGAUUAUUGGCUCAAGUCUCCACAGAUUGGAAAUUGGACCCCACCUCACUGAGGUGGGCGGGGACAUUCCCCCACUGAGUGCUGACUACUCCACCUCACGGUCUGUAUCCAGCCCUCUGUACCAGGUGUUGGAUGGAUGGGACUUGCGGUGAUCUGUGGAGAUUGAAACCUCUCCUGACCUUUCCCCGGCUACACUGAUUUCUGGCACUGUCAUGCAGUGGUUAUGGAGGAUAACAGAGAGCAGGAGCUGGAUCACCAGCCCACACGUCCAUCCGAAUGGAUCAUUUCAAUAGUUCAAACAAGUUUCCACAUGACGCCUGAGGGUGCCACCUGGGAUGCUCGUACAUGGUGCGGAGCACUGAUGGGGAGCACUGCUCACGGCCAGGCUUCACUGUGUAACCACACUCCACCCAGGGCUGGGCAUCCUCUGUGGGAUCCAGCACUGCCGGGUGUGGGGACGUCAGAGGAAUCUGUUGGACAGGAGGAUGUGGGUAGGGUAUCACCGAGGGUGGGAAGUGCGGAGGACGUGAGCAGUUAAUUGGGGGGGGGGGGGGAUGAUUGAGGGUUGUGGAUCGAUCAGGAACUCUCUCGCUGCUGGAGAAGGGUCCCGGGAGGCAGGAAGCUCAUUAAAUGUGAGGAAGGUUCGACUGCCUGUCGGGAGCUUUGUCCGCAGUGCUGAGGGGCUGUUUGUCCACACACUGAAGUCUCAGCUCCUGCCUGGCACAACCCACACCCCAUCAAUAAUAAGACUAAAACUGGGCUCCAGGUCCAAAUGGUGGGAUCUGCCUAA
Messenger RNA from Pristis pectinata (smalltooth sawfish), 7051 nucleotides. It is a transcript of the gene tgfb3, whose product is annotated as transforming growth factor, beta 3. Lineage: Eukaryota; Metazoa; Chordata; Chondrichthyes; Rhinopristiformes; Pristidae. Gene Ontology annotation, biological process: transforming growth factor beta receptor signaling pathway; SMAD protein signal transduction; regulation of cell population proliferation. Bases 423 to 1667 code for a protein of 414 amino acids. The record is from RefSeq and is a predicted model, not a curated record. The transcript is spliced from 7 exons. Gene Ontology annotation, molecular function: type III transforming growth factor beta receptor binding; cytokine activity; type II transforming growth factor beta receptor binding. Gene Ontology annotation, cellular component: extracellular region.